Molecule: messenger RNA, 1286 nt
Organism: Fusarium graminearum PH-1
Lineage: Eukaryota; Fungi; Ascomycota; Sordariomycetes; Hypocreales; Nectriaceae
Exons: 1
Coding region: 348-1079 (243 amino acids)
Source: RefSeq, a predicted model, not a curated record
UAUUGGUAUUAAUUUCUCAUCAUCCCAGGUGCUGCAUAGAAACGCCAGAUCACUCUUUCACUGACUAAAGCCGUCUUCAUUCUCAACCCAACCACCCAGUCUUGAGCUACCUUGAACAAAAGACAGACGUAAACAGCACCAGUUUUCAUCUGCAAGGACUUUAGCGACUGUACGCCACUUGUGGAGUUUCUGGCGCUUUCAGUGAAACGUCUCCCCCACACCUUAUCGGACCCUAGCCUUUCCAUAUAGAAAGUUCUAAAACAUCCUCUUAGGGAAGCGGUUCUACUUCUUUCAAAAGACCAUAAACUUGAGAAUCCUGUUGGAGCGUCAAUAUCACAACCGCCGAGAUGGUUCGCGAGAGUGGCAUCUCGGCCACAAAACCUAUUUUCCCCAAUUUCUUACUACCCAGUAUCAAGCUUCCCUUCUCCCGUCGCCACUCGGCAUCCUCGAGCUCAGCAGAAUCUGCUGCAUCGUCAGCGGUGACAACGCCAGCAAGUUCACCCCCGAACGAUGGUCAUUUAGCAAAGGCCGGUCGCAACCGACUAUCUCGUACCUCGCCGAACACGUUACGUUGCUCAACAUGCUCCGCAGACAUCGCCUUUGCCUCCCAGGUCAUCUCGAAGGGCUUCACCGGCCGAUACGGUCGAGCGUUUCUUGUCGCGCCACCCGCUCUCCCUGCCCCUCAGACUCUGAGUAACAUACGGAUUGGCAAGAGUGAGAACCGACAACUUGUGACAGGUUGGCAUGUUGUUGCAGAUAUCAAUUGUGGGGCAUGCUCGAGUAAACUUGGUUGGAAGUACGUGGAUGCCAAGGAACAAGGCCAGAAGUACAAAGUCGGCAAGUUUAUACUGGAAAUGGAGCGAGUCGUCACAUAUAGAAGCUGGGAAGACGCCAUCGAUGAACAUGAAGAGGAGCCUCCCGCGACAUCCAAGAAGAGUAGCGAUAACGAGGUUGAGUUUGAUUCGGACAAUGAUGAUGAAUGUGAGGAUAUUUUUGCGGGGACUUGGGACCCUGAAGUUGUCGAAGGGAGGCGAAGGAGAAUGAUGGCACGUCGAAGUCAAGCCGAGAGUGACGAGUAGUCAUCGUUGCUGCGGUAUUGUCUCGAAAUGAUGAACUGGACUUGAGUUAUGCAUUGGAAUGGCGUCAAGGGAUGCAUAUUGGAUACGACACGGGACAGGGCAGAUACCCAAGUGAAGGCUGGGUGCAAGAGCAACAGUGCCAGUCAAUAGAUUGAUUUGCCCCAUAGCAUUUAGAAAUUGUUAUGAAUUAGACCCAUGUCUCGCUCU